Molecule: messenger RNA, 3672 nt
Organism: Thermothelomyces thermophilus ATCC 42464
Lineage: Eukaryota; Fungi; Ascomycota; Sordariomycetes; Sordariales; Chaetomiaceae
Product: ATPase, P type cation/copper-transporter
Exons: 1
Coding region: 1-3672 (1223 amino acids)
Biological process (GO): monoatomic cation transport; copper ion homeostasis
Cellular component (GO): membrane
Molecular function (GO): copper ion binding; P-type divalent copper transporter activity; ATP hydrolysis activity
Source: RefSeq, a predicted model, not a curated record
AUGGCACCACCCUCCAGCCGCCGACCGGUGGCAGCCGGGCCGUCCGAGACAGUCUCAACCUCAUUUCUGCUCGCCAACCUUCACUGUCCCACAUGUGUGUCGACGAUAAAGAGCGCCCUCCACGGAUCCUGCGGCUCUCUCGUCAAAUGGGUCUCACCCAACGUUGUCACCUCUGUAGUGACCGUCGAGCACGCCCCAGACGCAUCUCUCCGGCAGAUGCGCCAAGCCCUUGAGGAGAGCGGGUUCGAAGUAUGCGGAAUAACCACCUCGUCUGGCACUAUCUCCGACUCGGAUCUUGAAACGGGAGAGUUUCAGCCGAACGGCGAGAGUAGCGACAGCAGAUUCAGCAACAGCACCAACGACAUGGGCCUUCCGGUGUCUGGCCUCGCCCGUUGGUUCCGGCCCGUGCCGUCGCAGGCUUCCCCGUCUGAAAAGAGCCGGGCCCAUCUCGAGAACUGCGAACAGUGCCGGAGCACCGUGGGCACCCUGACGGACGAGAAGGCAGUAUUGAACAUCGUGUCCCAACAUACCACCACUCCGAGCACGCCCAUCACUAGUUUGGCUCCAUUACCCACCACGUCAUCCAGCCCCUUUAUCGCCAUCGGAGGCGAUAAGGAUCAGCCAUCACUCUGGAGGGUAUCGCUCGCCGUGGGAGGCAUGACAUGCUCCGCCUGUGCCAACAUGAUUACCGAGGGCCUCAAGAAGAACGACUGGGUCGCAAACGUUGUGGUCAACCUCGUCGGAAACAGCGCCGUGGUGGACGUGAAGGAAAGGGACAAAGCCGACGAGCUCGUUCAAGUCAUUGAGGACCUCGGAUACGAGGCGACUCUGGACUCGGUCACUGACCUAAGCCAAGGGAAGCGCAAAGCCACGGAAAGCUCGGAUCUCUGGCGAGCGAGCCUUGCUAUCGGGGGCAUGACCUGCGCCGCUUGCUCCAACACCAUCACCAGGGAACUGAUGAAGAAGGACUGGGUCAAGGACAUCACUGUCAACUUACUCACCAAUAGCGCCUCGGCCGACAUUGAGGGCCGGGCCAACGCCGACAGGCUAGUGGAAGCGAUUGAGGAUCUUGGCUACGACGCGACCCUUGACACGGUAAUCAACCUCGCCCAAGAAGCGGCCGAAGAACGCAGGCGGACCGUCGAGAUCCGGGUCGACGGCCUCUACUGCGAACACUGCCCGGACCGCGUGACAAAAAGCCUCGCCGGCUUCAGGCGACACCUCGAAGUUCUCACCCCGCCGAGCCGCAAACGGCCCAUCAUGAAGCUCAGCUACGUCCCCGACGCGCCCACGUUCACAGUGCGCCAGAUCCUCGCCGCCAUCGAGGCCAGCGACCCGGGGUUUACCGCCGCCAUCUACCACCCGCCCACCCUCGAAGAGCGCUCUAAGCAGAUCCAGCGCAAACACCGCCUCCAGAUCCUCUUACGCGUCAUCUUCACCGGCGUCGUCUGCAUCCCCACCUUCAUCAUCGGCAUCGUCUACAUGUCCCUGCUCCCCUCCAGUAACCCCACCAAGCAUUUCCUGAUGAGGCCGUGGACGUCGGGCAUCAGCCGCGCGCAGAUUGCGCUCUUCAUCAUGGCGACGCCCGUCUACUUCUUUGCCGCGGACCUGUUCCACCGGCGCGCCAUCAAGGAGAUCCGCACCCUCUGGCGCCCCGGCAGCCGGGUCCCCAUCCUGCAGCGCUUCUACCGCUUCGGGAGCAUGAACACGCUCAUGUCGCUCGGCACCACCAUUGCCUACAUCUCGUCCGUGAGCCAGCUGAUCGCCGCCGCCGCGAACAAGCUGGACGAGGUGAACGACUCCAAUUUCUACUUUGACUCGGUCGUCUUCCUGACCUUCUUCCUGCUCUUGGGCCGGUUGAUUGAGGGUUACAGCAAGUCUAAGACCGGAGACGCGGUAGAGAUGCUGGGGAAGUUGCGGCCGACGACCGCGACCCUCGUCGAGGGGUACGGGACGGACAAGGAGAAAGACGUGCUUGUCAAGGCCGACUUGCUCGAUUUUGGCGACGUGGUGCGCGUCACUCACGGCGCGUCGCCGCCCGCGGACGGCACCGUCGUGGGGGGGGAGAGCAACUUUGACGAGUCUAGCCUGACGGGAGAGUCACGGCUGGUCAAGAAGGCGGUGGGCGACCAGGUGUUCUCGGGAACGGUCAACAAGGAUGCCUCGCUCUUGGUGCGCAUCACCGGCGUGGCGGGGUCGUCGAUGCUAGACCAGAUCGUCCACGUCGUCCGCGAGGGCCAGACGAAGAGGGCGCCGAUCGAGCAGGUCGCGGACAUGCUGACGUCGUACUUCGUCCCCGUGGUCACCUUCAUUGCCGUCCUCACCUGGAUCCUCUGGCUCUCGCUCGGACUAGGUGGCCACAUCCCCGAGCAUUACCUGGACGUUACUUCCGGCGGCUGGGUCGCCUUCUCGCUGCAAUUCGCCAUUGCCGUGUUCGUUGUGGCGUGCCCCUGCGGCCUCGCUCUCGCGGCGCCGACCGCGAUUUUUGUGGGCAGUGGUCUCGCAGCGAAGCAUGGGAUCCUCGCCAAGGGCGGUGGCGAGGCGUUUGAGAAGGCUAGCAGGAUCGAUUGCGUCGUCUUCGACAAGACGGGCACCCUCACCAAGGGCGGCGAGCCCAGCAUCACCGACUCCGAGGUGUACGCCCAAGAGGCCGCCCGGAGGGACGCCCUCUUCGCAGCGCUGAAGGCGGUCGAAGAGAACAGCAGUCACCCGAUCGCAAAGGCCGUUGUCUCCUUCUGCAGCACCCAAACAUCCUCCCGGGCCACGGUUGAUGACCUCCAAGAAGUUGCCGGAAAAGGGCUGAGAGCGACGUACCGGGCCACCGACCCGGCAUCAUCUUUCGAGCUCGCCGUCGGAAAUGAAUCCUUCAUGUCUGACUUCUCCGUCGCCAUCCCCGCCCAGACAGCGGCCGCCCUCGAGCGCUGGAAAUCCGAAGCCAAGUCGGUCGCUCUCGUUGCCACCCGCGCCGCGGACUCCCAAUCAUGGACUCUCGCAGCGGCGUUCUCCAUCUCGGACCCCAUCCGCCCCGAGGCACCGCGCAUCAUCCGCGCCCUCCGGUCCCGGGGCACCCGCGUGUGGAUGCUGUCCGGCGACAACCCGACCACCGCCUCGGCGGUCGCCUCCCAGCUCGGCAUCCCCCCGGACCAGGUCAUCGCGGGCGUGCUGCCGACCGGCAAAGCGGACAAGAUCAAGUACCUCCAGUCGACGCUCAAAGCGCGUGCCGGCGGGAGCGGGAGCGGGAGCAGGGGCCAGUCCGCCACCAAGCGAGCCAUGGUCGCCAUGGUCGGCGACGGCAUCAACGACUCGCCCGCGCUGGCGACGGCCGACGUGGGCGUCGCCAUCGGGUCCGGGGCCGACGUGGCCAUCAGCAGCGCCGACUUCGUGCUGGUCAAGAGCGACCUGCGGGCGGUAGUCGACCUGCUGGACCUGUCGGCCGUCGUCUUCUCGCGCAUCAAGCUCAACUUUGGCUGGGCCGUCGUGUACAACUGCAUCGCCCUGCCCGUGGCUGGGGGUGCCUUCUACCCCAUCGUGAGCCGCGGGCAGCACGUCCGGCUGGACCCCGUGUGGGCGAGCCUGGCCAUGGCGCUGAGCAGCAUCAGCGUCGUGCUCAGCUCCCUGGCACUGCGGGUCAGGGUGCAGGGGAUCGGGUACCGCGAGAGGCGGAUCGAGUGA